UGAGGACAAAGAGGAGGGAGAGGGGUGGGGUGAUUAUGACGAGGAUGAGGAUCGGAAAAACUGAAUUUAUGAAUCGGUUGAAGAGGAAGCUGACGACUAUGACUUAAGCAUGAGAAAGGUUUAUCGCAGACAAACGUACGCUAAAGAGCUCUUCCAGACCUUGGAGGGUUUCAGGGACUCGUCUCUGCUCACCGACCUGACUCUGAGCACUGAGGAUGGGCUGAGCUUUCAGGUCCACUCCCCUGUCCUGGCUGCUGUCAGCUCCCUGGUCCACCACAGUCUGCAGGACGGGGAUGCAGAGUGGGAGAAGAGGGGAGGAUCUGUUGAUGGUGACACACAGAGAGAGGUGUUGAUGGUUCUGGGUCCUGGGGUGGACCGUGUAGGGCUGGCGGGGGUGCUGGAGUUUGCCUACACUGGGGUCAUAUCAGCUCUGAACACAGGCAAUGUGGUCCAGAUCCAGACUGCAGCUCAAGUACUGGGAGUUCCCAGAGUUCUGGAGCUCUGUAGAGAGGAAGAGGAGAAGAUGAAGAUAGGAGGACAGAAGAAGACAGAGGAGAGGAAGAUCUCAGCUGCAGAACAGAUGGAGAUCAGUCUUCAGUCCAUCAGACAGCUGUGGACACAGAGAGUAGGCUGUGAUGUCGUACUGGGGGUGGAUGGAACUUCUUUUCAUGCUCACAGAGUUGUCCUGGCUGCCAGUAGUGACUAUUUCAGAGCAAUGUUCACCAGUGGGAUGAAAGAAUCCCAGCAGUACUGUGUGACUCUCCCCUUCCUGUUGGCAUCGGAGCUGGAGAUCCUGAUUGGUUGCUCGCACAGUGGGUCACUUUCUCUCAAUUGGGACUGUGUCUUUGAGGUCGGCUGCACCGCCCUCCGGCUACAGUUCCAGGCCGCCUUCUCACUGUGCAUCGACUUCCUGCAACAGGAAAUAGGCGUGCACUCCUGCCUGGACGUGGCGUCCUUCGCUGAGGAGUUUGGGAUGGCAGAUCUUCUCAAAACAGCCGACAACUUUGUCCUCCGGAACUUCAAUAAGGUCUCAGUCACAGAGAAGUUCAAAGACUUGCCCUUUAAAAAGCUUUGUAUGUUCCUGAGAAGCCCCCACCUCUGUGUGUCUUCUGAACUUGUCGUAUUUAAGGCAGUGAUGUCCUGGAUCGGGGUCAAUCCCACGACCAGUCCUAAACUAAUUAGAAAACUGCUGAAAACGGUUCAGUUCCCUUUAAUGACCUUCCCAGAUAUCAAAGAGAUCAAAGCCAUGAAGACAUGGACUGAUUGCAACUCUGUUUAUCUCUUGAAGACUUUACUGAAAGAGUUCUGGUCCUAUCGCUUUGCCUCAGACAACCAUUACAGGAUCUACCUACCCACAGAGACAUUGGUCUUGGUAGGUGGAAACCAGUUAUCUGAGGAUACACAGAUACAUAUUCCUACUCGAGAGUUGUGGUUUGGUAAUUCCCUGAGGAACCAUAUUGGCAUUGUGAAGAGUGUGGAGUGGAGGAAGCUGGGAGAGAUACCAGAGACACCCAGGGUUAGUCAUGAGGUGGUGGUUCUGGAGGGGAAGUUGUACGUGGUUGGAGGCAGGAAGUUCUGGAACAGAUCGGACGCCCUGAGCUCAGCCUGGCGGUACGACCCAGCUCCAAAUGAAUGGCAGAAGCUGGCCGACAUGCAGGAGCCAAGGUGCUCCUUCUCUGUGGUUGGUGUGGAUGGUUUGAUAUAUGCCAUAGGAGGAGACUUCGAAUACCAGGCUAACUUUGACAGGGUGGAUCGCUACUGCCCAAAGACAGACUCCUGGAGCUCCUGCAAACCUCUGGACUCUGCCUUGAGCGGCCACUCUGCCUCAGUGCUGGACGGCCAGAUCUUCAUCUCAGGAGGCUUCAACUGCAACUAUGAGUGUCAAGUGUCCAUGUUCCUCUACCACCCAGAGAGAGGAACCACCUACCUGACUGACAUGAUCCAACCCCGGGCCUUACACUGCAUGGAGACCCUCAAUAACCGCCUGUACGUAACAGGUGGUAUCUCCGCUGAUGCCCAGAGGGGCUACUUUGACCAGCUGUCCUGUGAGGUGUACGACCCUGGGAGGGACUCCUGGAGCUCCAUCUCCCCCCUGACCGUCCCUCACGUUGGCCCAGCCUCGGCAGUCCUGGAGGGGAAGCUGUACGUGCUGGGAGGGUACUGCCAGGAGGACAACAGGGAGUCCAAGCUGGUGCACCGCUACGAUCCCAGCAGCCAGUGCUGGGAGAACAUGGGCAGUAUGCCUGGACCCAGCAUCGCUUUACAAGCAUGUGUGCUUUCCCUGCCGGCACAUCUGAGACAAUUACCUCAUUAAGUUAACCAGUGUAGUUUCAUGCACCAUUGGAAUUAGAGGGAUUUUUUGGGCACUUUAGUUUAACAGAAAAAUACUAAUGAUCAUGAUUGUAUUUCAGAAACUUCAGAAAAAGAAAUCUAUGUCAGCUCCAGUUAGCAUGUAGCUUAUGGAAAGUAUUGUGGACGGGCUCAAUGUAUUCAAAGCUUGACAUUUACCUGAAACAACAUAGUCAGUAAGACUGAUUUUGUUGUUUAUUUUUUUUCAGGUAUUUUACAAGGGGUGUUGUUUGUUUUUUUUGUCCAGCUACUAAAGUGAGUGGGAGUCACAUGGCUAAACGGUGAGGGAGUCGGGCUAGUAAUCAGAAGGUUGCCGGAUCGAUUCCCCGCUGUGCCACAUGAUG
Hypomesus transpacificus is the source of this 2693-nucleotide messenger RNA. RefSeq names its product kelch-like protein 33. Gene Ontology annotation, molecular function: protein binding. The record is from RefSeq and is a predicted model, not a curated record. The coding region runs from base 110 to 2314 and encodes 734 amino acids. NCBI's taxonomy places the organism in Eukaryota, Metazoa, Chordata, Actinopteri, Osmeriformes, Osmeridae. The transcript is spliced from 4 exons.